CGCGACUCGAAAUCAGCAAAAGCAUACUUGUUUGUUGGAGACCUUUCAUUUGAUGAAUAAGUGGAUGGCCUCCGAAACAAAAGGAUUCUUGUUCAGCGCAGGAAAACGACACGACAUUCAUUUUUCAAGCAGGCUUUAAUCAAACCAUGAAUUGUGUGUUAAUGCAAGCAGUUGACAGAGUUAGCAUGCAAGCCCUUCAGCUAUUUUUCUGCACAAUAAUGCAGCGAUCGAGUUACCUAAUAGUGUGCCUCUAGAUUAAGGGAGAGCUGGUGUUUCUGCCUUUUAUCUCUUAAAAGUCACCGGAUCGGCGGCUUUGCAAAUCACUGUGUCAACAUCUGCUGCCCUAGGGGAAAUCUCGCUGGCUAAUGCAACGUCACUUGGCCUUAGCGUUUUGUUAGUUAUUUUUCUCAACUCUUUGACAGUGAUCUCUUUUUGGAAUGGUUGGAUUUUAUUUUGGAUUUAGCCUUCUGCUGACUUGCCUUCUCUUGGACUUUCCAAAUAAAAAAUUGAAUUAAAAAGAGAUUUUCGCGGAGAAGAUGACGACCUCAUGGAGCGAUCGGCUACAGAACUACGCAGACCUGCCGGCCAACAUGGACGGUCUAGCGAUGAAGAAGUACAGGAGAGAGCCCUACCAUAGGGUGUUUGUAAACAGAAGUCUGGCCAUGGAGAAGAUCAAAUGCUUCGGCUUUGAUAUGGACUACACUUUGGCAGUGUACAAGUCUCCAGAGUACGAGUCUCUCGGGUUCGACCUGACUGUGGAACGCCUCGUCUCCAUCGGAUACCCUCAGGAGCUCCUCAGCUUCGUCUACGACCCCGCCUUCCCCACCAGGGGCCUUGUGUUUGACACCAUGUACGGCAACUUGCUGAAGGUUGACGCCUAUGGAAACAUCCUGGUCUGCGUCCACGGAUUCAAUUUCCUGCGAGGGCCUGAAAUCCGAGAGCUCUACCCCAACAAGUUCAUCCAGCGUGACGACACCGAGCGCUUCUACAUCCUCAACACCCUCUUCAACCUGCCAGAAACCUACCUCUAUGCCUGCCUUGUGGACUUUUUCUCCAACUGUGACCGAUAUGCCAGCUGUGAGACAGGAUUCAAGGACGGAGACCUCUUCAUGUCCUUCAAAAGCAUGUUCCAGGACGUCCGAGAUGCUGUGGACUGGGUACACUUCAAGGGGACCCUGAAGGAGAAAACCGUGGAGAACCUGGAGAAGUAUGUUGUGAAAGAUCUCAAGCUUCCUCUUCUGCUGAGCCGUAUGAACGAGGUCGCUAAGGUGUUCCUGGCAACCAACAGUGAUUACAAAUACACAGACAAAAUCAUGACGUACCUGUUUGAUUUCUCCCACGGUCCAAAGCUGGGGACGCCUCAUAGGCCGUGGCAGUCCUAUUUUGACCUGAUCCUGGUAGACGCCCGGAAGCCAGUGUUCUUUGGGGAGGGAACAGUACUGAGGCAGGUGGACACGACCACGGGGCGACUGAAGAUCGGGACCUACACAGGGCCCCUGCAGCACGGCAUUGUCUAUUCCGGAGGCUCUUCAGAUAUCGUGUGUGACCUGCUGGGCGCUAAGGGAAAAGACAUUGUGUACAUCGGGGACCACAUCUUUGGCGACAUCCUGAAGUCGAAGAAGCGUCAGGGCUGGAGGACCUUCCUGGUGAUCCCAGAGCUGGCUCAGGAGCUGCACGUGUGGACCGACAAGAGCUCAUUGUUUGAGGAACUUCAGGGUCUGGACAUCUUCUUGGCGGAGCUGUAUAAGCACCUGGACAGCAGCAGUAAUGAGAGGCCAGACAUCAGUGCCAUCCAGAGACGGGUGAAGAAAGUCACCCAUGACAUGGACAUGUGCUAUGGCAUGAUGGGAAGCCUGUUCCGCAGCGGCUCCCGGCAGACGCUGUUCGCCUCGCAGGUGAUGCGCUACGCCGACCUCUACGCCGCCUCCUUCAUCAACCUCCUCUACUACCCCUUCAGCUACCUCUUCAGGGCCUCUCACGUGCUGAUGCCCCACGAGUCCACGGUGGAGCACGCGCACGUGGACAUAGACGCCGAGUCGCCCCUGGCCACUCGCAACCGCCACUGCGUCGACUGCAAGGACAUGGACUGCAAGCGCAACCAGCUGACGCGCUCCAUCAGCGAGAUCAAACCUCCGCACCUGUUUCCUCUGGUGCCCCAGGAGAUCACGCACUGCCACGACGAAGAUGACGACGAGGAGGAGGAAGAAGAAGAGGAGUAAGGUGACGUCAGAUAGAGACAUGCAAGCCUGAUUUUUUUUUUUUUCUGUGUCUCUUUUCUGUACUUUCUUUUUAAGAAAGAGAAACAAAAACUGCUCUGAAAAGGAAAAGGACUUUAAAAAAAAAAAAAAGCUCGAUCGAUUGGAGCGCAAGCGCGAGUGAGACUAGGUAUGGAUGUGAGGAGGAGGUCUACAGGAGUAGAGAGAUGUGAGGAGGAAUAGAUAUGGAUGUGAGGAGGACUACAGGAGUAGAGGGAGAGGGAGAGAGAGCGCAUCACAGAGGGCUCCACUUUGCACACGGAUCUUACAAAAGAAUGUGUCUUUGUUGACCAUCAUGCACCGUCCGCAGUGGAGAAAUGCCUCAGUCAAAGAAAGGACAGGGAGGCAAUCCUCUAAUGAAUAUUGCGUAGACCAGGCUGAUCAGAAAACCUGGUGUUACCCUCUUAUGAAAAAGUGUAAUUUUUUAUUUUGUGAUGUCAUGAAAAAGAUCAUUUUUUGUGGGCGAGGGGGAUGAUGACGGGGCUAAGGUUAAGGGAAGGGCUAUUAUUUCUUGGGGGGGGGGGGGGCAUAAUUUGCAUCUAUGGUGCGCAAAACCAACAAAAAACGGUUCUAACACACACACAUAUACAAAGCAAAGGAACUCACUGUGGAUCUUAUUUUUAACCAUCACUAAACCAUACAGAACGUCCUGUAGUUCCCGCCUGUUUACAUACAAAUCAUCACAUUUCAGAUUGUAGGUAUGAUGAUGUAGAUUAAAACAUUGAGCCAGUGGUGCAUUACCGUAAACACGGUAUAACGAUGUUACAACACCGAAAAGCAAAAGCAUUCAGUUUUAGACCACUGUUUCAGUGUGGUGCAAGUGCAGUGAUUUAUAUAAAAAAACUCCUUCUUUGCCAAGGAAUCUUGCAUUUUAUCCUUGUUUUUUAUGACUGCCUCUGCAUACAAAAACUACAGAGGCCGCCUACUGCCUUUCAAACAACUCUGAAACCCAAGGAGUCUGACGAAAGAAAGCACAGGACUUUUUGCCACGUCAAUUUUGACUGAAGCACAAGCUUGCUUUUUUUUUUACUUUUACUUUCUUUUGACCAUUGCUGGAGCGUUGGGUGGCAGAUUUUCCUUUUUAAACAAAAAGGAGCACAUAAAAAGAUUGCAGAAUAAAAAACUCAUGCUGCCUGUUACUUGGCAACCACAACAACCAAGCAUCCGCAUGUGGCCGUUUCUUUAUUUUUAUUUUUGUUGUCCUGGAAACGGGAGCCUUGCAAACCACGCUGGGCUUAGCACUGCGCUGAGAUGUGAGCUACUGCAAAAGCUAUUUUCAGUCUUUUAAAGCUUGAUAGUGUAUUUUCAACUCCUGUUCAGAAGGUGAGACUUUCCAGAAACACCACUUCACUGCAGUAUGCUGUAUUUCACAGACUCUAAUCUCCAGCUCCCGCUCCAUUCAUAAGCACAGGACUCUAUGCCACCCGCAGCGAACUGUAUAGUUGUUGUUUGCCCUCAUGGUAGAUGGAUAGAGCUAUUCCCAAUAAACAGGCAAUAGGAAAAAGUGGCCUUCACAUGCAAAUGCUGUAACUUGUUAAUAUUCUGUCACAAUGGGACCUUGACAAGAAUCAAAGAAUCCACUGAUGCUCUGUGCUGUAAGCUUCAGUUGUAUCAAGGCAUUACAAGAAGUAGUCAGGUGGAGCUGUGAUGUUGGGCAAACCACAAAAAGCUCUGGCCACUGUAGUAGUGUCGUAAUAAUAAUAGGCAUUGCUAAUGCUAAACACAGGCGAAGAUGACAUGCCUUGAGAGAUCCUGACUGUUCUCUAAUUAGGCCUCUUUAAGGGCCAAGGAGGCUUUCAGGUUGCCCAGAAGCAUCAUUGUUUGAAAAGCGUUAUCAGUGAUAUAUAAUGUGCUUUUUGGGACAAGCUGAGGCCUGUGCCUCUCGAUGUAUACUGAAAGUGUAAGAACAUGUUUUGAAAGAGUGAGGGUGUGGUAGAGGCAUUACAAAUCGAAUUUGUAAUGUAGGCAUCGUACAUUUGGUUCAACCGCCACAAAGUUAAGUGGUUGUUUUGAAUUGUCCUUGUUUUGUUGUCGAGGUCCAACUCCUGCACAAGACUUUUGAGACUGUUGUUUUCUGUCAAACUUUUCUUAUGUGAAGAAUUUAAGUCUUCAUGCGUGGAACCAGUAAUGAACACCAUGACAUAGGGUUGGGGUUCUAGGUUUGUAUUUCCUCAGUUAUGUCGAAGCAUAGAAUUUACAAUAGCAAGUGCUACAACUUUUUUCAUAGUCCUGGAAAGGGAAGGACAAUAAACCUUGUGGUUAAUGAUAUGAAGUACAGGACACACACAAACACACACACACACACACACACACACAAACACACAUAUAGGAUAAGUACAGGACAUAGCCUGUAUGAUUUGUGAGAUAUUGUGCUUAGAACAGUAUGAAUUUAGCCAAACAGACAUGUUACCAUGACUGUGUUAACCAUUUUAGUUUAGCUGUGAUUUUUUUCUUCUAAAGAAUGAAGGGAGAACUGUGCUGGUUUUUAUGCAUAAUCUUGACUCAAUUUGGAAAAGUGUUUUUUUUUUUAAGAAUCUGUGGAUUCUGUGAUUAUUUUUUAUAUAUAUAUAUAUUUCUAACAUUUUAAAGUGAGGGAAUUUUGUCAAAAACAAGUCAGUGACAUUUUACAGGCAAUUCCUUUGUGAAGUGUUUAUGCAUUAGGAUGGAGCCUCAUGGAUCAUAACUGGAACAACAGUAAUAGAAAUAUGCAUUAAUAUGUCCUCUUGGACUGAAUCCGGGGGCUUAUGGACCGGUUUCUUGGACCAGUGUUGAGUUGAGUCCAGAUUGAUAAAAGUACAUUCUACAUGCAAAAUGCAGUUAAAUCCAGGACUCUGCUUGAUUCACACGGGCAAAGUUAACAGUCUAUGCAUGGGGGGUUGUUAUCAUGGAUCCUGGGGAGGAAAAAUACACAGGUGACAUGCUGUCAUCCCUAUUGAAUCUCAUCGUUAUGGAAACUCAGUAUUGUACAUAAGGAAGGGGCACACAAGAACCUAGGGUCAAGGGUCAAAACAGGAUUUCUCUUUGAAGGUCGACUUUUUGAAAUUGAUUGAAAGCAAAGACAAUGUUUGGCAACAUAAACACGUGAAGAAAAGAAUGUAAAGAUUUGAAUCUCUUUUUUUUUUGUUUACAAAGUGCAUCUGUCAGCUUCCUAGUGAAGCAGUAUUGCUUCAUUUAGUUUACAACAUUCUCUGCUGUUCUUCUUUCUUUGGAGGUUCCAUAAGAUACUCAUUUACAUUUUCCAGUUUUAAUAUAAACUCUAGUUUAAAAAAAAUAAUCUAUCCUAUAUCUACUGUGACCUACUAUGACAGUUCAUGUCGAGAAUGACAGUUUGUAGCCUACAACUUGCCUCUAUAGAGUAUUGUAUAAAAUAGAACAAGGUGCCAAAACCCAGAAAUGUUUGUUUUGUGCAUGUUCUUGUAUGUCCCUGAACCUAUAUUUUCCAUAAUGAUUAUGAAAGAAAAAGUGUACAUUGGGAAAAUUGCAUUGCUAUGUAUAAUAAAAGCUAAUUUUCCAUUA
Clupea harengus (Atlantic herring) is the source of this 5771-nucleotide messenger RNA. It is a transcript of the gene nt5c2b, whose product is annotated as 5'-nucleotidase, cytosolic IIb. Lineage: Eukaryota; Metazoa; Chordata; Actinopteri; Clupeiformes; Clupeidae. Gene Ontology annotation, molecular function: 5'-nucleotidase activity. The record is from RefSeq and is a predicted model, not a curated record.